Messenger RNA from Equus caballus (horse), 2253 nucleotides. The record is from RefSeq and is a predicted model, not a curated record. Lineage: Eukaryota; Metazoa; Chordata; Mammalia; Perissodactyla; Equidae.
AAUUUAUACAAAUCAUCCACUUGUGUUAGCCUGCAAACACUUUGAGAAUGUGGUCCAACUUAUCCAAAUACAUUUGAAAUUGCAAGAAGUGUUCACUUUCUAAGAACAAGGUGGAACAAAUAAUAAUUGUAAAAUUUCCUAAGAAUGAUCGAUAACAGCUUAUUAAAAGUAGGCGUUAUUGAGGCCAGCCUUGUUGCACAGUGGUUAAGUUCGCGUGCUCCACUUGGCAACAGAUGUUAGCUCAGGGUCAAUCAUCCUCACCAAAAAACAAAGGCAUUAUUCUAAUGAUACCAUCAUCUCUCACUGCUGUGGGAUCCCUCCACUCUCUUAGCUUAGAUCCACAAAUGGAAAGACACAGAGGAGAGUGUGGUUGAUAUAGUAUGAACCACCUCUAAAAAGUAGGUCACUGUCUUUAUUCUCUCCCUGACACUCAAGCAAGGAUCACAUCACAUUAUGGAAGAUGAAUAAGCUGUAGAGAAUUGCUGUACAAUAUUGUAGCUAUACAGUUUCAUGCACUUAAAAUCUUGUUAAGAAGGUAGGUCUCAUGUUUAAGUGUUUUUAUCUCAAUAAAAGAAAGUAAAGAUAUUCUUUGAGAUUAGGAUUUACAUAUUGUUUCAAUGUGUUUCCCAGUCAUAAAUUUUAAUUAUCUUAAAAUAAUUGUUAAUCAAACAAUCUGAUUAGUAUAAAGAAAUCGCAAUAAUGAGCUAUCUACGUGGAACAAUCUGCAAUUUUAAGAAAUUCAAUGUAAAACUGCCCACAGCAAGGAAAAUGACUCAUGCCAGAGAAACAUUGCAAUAAGAAACUGAAUGACAUCCUUUUAUUCAGAAAAGCAAGACCUCUUGAAGUCACCAGAAUAUUUGCUAAUAUGAAUACUGAAUUUGUGAACAAUAAGUCCUCAAUGGCUGGAGCCAUGUCUUCCUUAUCUUUGUAUAUAAUGCUUCAGACAAUUCCAGACAUUCAAUAAAUUUGUGUGGAAUAAAAAAUAAUGAUAAAAUUUAAAAACUAUAAUAAAUCAAUAAAAUAAAAUAUGCUAUGGAAUUUUAACUACUGAACAUAAAUGAUAUUAUUUUCAAAAGUAGAUUUAUAGGGAAAGAAUUAUUGAAUAACUUUGCAUGUGAUAAUUUGGUUUGAUCGUGAAACUGAAGGCAAUCUCAAAAAUUGGGACAACUCAACAAAUUGUAAACACUGCAACCACAGGAGGAACAAUCUGAAUUGCGUUCUUAGUGCUUAGAAAGAAAACAAAUUAAAUAGCCAAACAUUUUCAUAUGGAGUAGCUUGAAAACAAAGUGAGAGAAAGAAGGUGACUCAAUGGAGCUGAAAAACUGCACCAGGGUCAAAGAAUUUAUUUUCCUUGACCUAACCCAGAAUCAAGAACUGAACUGGGUCUUAUUCCUUUUCCCGCUUUGGGUGUAUGUGACAACUCUGCUGGGAAACCUCCUCAUCACGGUCACGGUGACCUGUGAAUCUCGCCUUCACACCCCCAUGUAUUUUUUGCUCCAGAAUUUGUCUGUUGCCGACAUCUGCUUUUCCUCCAUCACAGCUCCCAAGGUUCUGGUGGACCUUCUGUCAGAGAGAAAGACCAUCUCCUUCAAUGGCUGCUUCACCCAGAUGUUUUUCUUCCACCUCAUUGGAGGGGUGGAUGUAUGUUCUUUGUCGGUGAUGGCAUUUGAUCGCUAUGUGGCCAUCUCCAAGCCCCUGCACUACGUGACCAUCAUGAGCAGAGGGCGAUGCACUGCCCUCAUUGUAGCCUGCUGGCUGGGGGGCUUUGUCCACUCCAUCGUGCAGAUUUCCCUGUUGCUGCCCCUCCCCUUCUGUGGACCCAAUGUUCUUGAUACUUUCUACUGUGAUGUCCCCCAGGUCCUCAAACUCGCUCAUACUGACAUUUGUGUGCUUGAGCUACUGAUGAUUUCCAAUAGUGGGCUGCUCACCACACUGUGGUUUAUCUUCCUGCUUGUGUCCUACACAGUCAUCCUAAUGACGCUGAGGUCUCAGGCAGGGGAGGGCAGGAGGAAAGCCAUCUCCACCUGCACCUCACACAUCACUGUGGUGACCUUGCACUUUGUGCCCUGUAUCUAUGUCUAUGCCCGGCCCUUCAAUGCCCUCCCCACAGAUAAGGCCAUCUCCGUCACCUUCACUGUCAUCUCCCCUCUGCUGAACCCCUUGAUCUACACUCUGAGGAACCAGGAGAUGAAGUCAGCCAUCAGGAAACUGAGAAGAAGAUGUGUGCCUUCUGAGAGUGGUGGAAUAGAAUAA